Molecule: messenger RNA, 3708 nt
Organism: Misgurnus anguillicaudatus (oriental weatherfish)
Lineage: Eukaryota; Metazoa; Chordata; Actinopteri; Cypriniformes; Cobitidae
Product: CUGBP Elav-like family member 5
Molecular function (GO): RNA binding
Source: RefSeq, a predicted model, not a curated record
CACGCGCUAUCUCUAUCCUUUACUUAAAAAUCGUCGGCAGGUGUCGCUACGAGCUUGCGCACGCGAGUCGUGACCGAGCUCCUCUCUCAUCUCCUCCUCCCGUCAGGCGCGAGCGUGACAUGUGUCGAAUAGAAAGCGAGCGUCGCGUUUCCAGCUGAGCGCGUACUCUCUCCCAGCGCGUGUGCGUGCGUGUGUAUGUUGUUAUUAUUGUGGCGCUCUCCGCCGCGCGCAGAAUGGCUAGAUUCACCCAGACUGAAGCGAGAAGGCAUCAGCAUCCCCAGCAGCAUCCUCAGCCUGCCCACGCCAGCCUGCUCUUCACUGGACCGGGGGCGGUACCGAGCCAGGCAGCGGCACCACUGCUCCUGAUCCCGCACCAGCCCCAGUACGCGCACAUCACCUUCCCCAAGCCCAUGAACGGCUCCGAGUCCAUCUCCAUCCACUCCGACAACGGCACCAUGAAAGACCAGGAUGCCAUCAAGCUCUUUAUAGGACAGAUCCCGCGCAACCUGGAGGAGAAAGACCUCAAACCUCUUUUUGAACAGUUUGGGAAGAUCCACGAGCUGACUGUCCUCAAGGACCGUUAUACUGGGAUGCACAAAGGCUGUGCAUUUCUCACCUACUGUGCUCGUGAAUCAGCCAUCAAAGCCCAGAAUGCACUGCAUGAACAGAAGACUCUACCUGGGAUGACACGGCCUAUUCAGGUUAAGCCAGCGGACAGUGAGAGUCGAGGAGAGGACAGGAAGUUGUUCGUGGGGAUGCUGAAUAAGCAGCAGACGGAGGAAGACGUUUAUCGUCUUUUCGAGCCUUACGGAGUUAUCGAAGAGUGUACAGUAUUAAGAGGCCCUGAUGGAAACAGUAAAGGUUGUGCCUUUGUAAAGUUUUCAACACACACUGAGGCUCAGUCAGCUAUCAGUGGGCUGCAUGGAAGCCAGACAAUGCCUGGAGCUUCGUCCAGUUUGGUGGUAAAGUUCGCCGACACUGAUAAAGAGAGAACCAUUCGCCGCAUGCAACAGAUGGUCGGUCAGUUUGGCAUCUUCAACCCUGCCGUGGCACUGCCUUUCAGCACCUACAGCAGUACCUACAGUACAUACACACACGCGUUGAUGCAGCAGCAGGCUGCGAUUAUGGCCGCCUCUCAUGGCGGAUACUUAGCGCCUAGCGUGGCAUUUCCUGCAACCCAGAUUCAUCAGGUGGGGGCGCUGAACAUGAAUGGAUUGCCACCCACCCCUAUGACACCCGUUUCAGAUGAACAACUUUGCAGACCGUUUACAUUGAUGGACAGCUACAUUACACACUGCAAUAAAGGUUUGAGCUCUCCGCCUGCGAAUCUGGCCUCCUCUGCCGUGCCAAGUAUCGUGACGCCCAUUGUUAAUGGCUUCAGUGGAAUUCCUCACCAGCCCAAUGGUCACCCAGUAGAAGCCGUGUACACCAACGGCCUGCCUGCAUACUCCACCCAGAGCCCUACGGCCGCAGAUACGCUCCAGCAGGCCUUCACCGGCGUCCAGCAAUACACAGCCAUAUAUCCUGCCACAACGCUGAGCUCUAUAGGUCAAACUCUGCCACAGCCCGCCCAGAUCAUCCAACAGCAACAACAGCAACGAGAAGGUCCUGAAGGCUGUAACCUCUUCAUCUAUCACCUGCCGCAGGAGUUUGGCGAUAAUGAACUGAUGCAGAUGUUUCUUCCAUUCGGCUCCGUCAUCUCUUCGAAGGUGUUCAUGGACCGAGCGACCAAUCAGAGCAAGUGUUUCGGGUUUGUGAGCUUUGAUAAUCCUGCCAGUGCUCAAACUGCCAUCCAGGCCAUGAACGGUUUCCAGAUCGGCAUGAAGCGUUUGAAAGUGCAGCUUAAGCGACCGAAGGACGCCAGCCGUCCAUACUGACCAGAACCGGAGCGGCACUUGUGCACUUGUCACACAUCAGAGAGGUUUUGAACAGUUGUAGUCUUGAUGUUUUGACGGAUGGAAACUUUUCUUGAAAAACCAACACACGAAAAAAGACUUAAAUAAAAAACAACAACACCAAACACACAACCAAGCGUACGGAGUGAGAAAUCAAGCGCACGAGGGAGUUCGGGAGAAACAUAUCGCAUUUAACUUAAGCACGUUUUCACCACGAUGAAAGAACGGCGUAACGGGGGACGACGACGUGGGAGGAAAUGAGGACAAAACAAACAAACAAACUGAAACUUUUUUCUUUCUCUCUUUGGAAAAACAAUACAUACCGAACACUUUGGAAGAACAGCAGUGCAUGGCCGCAACUUGUAGAGAAACGACUGACUUAGAAGCAAAAGAAGAAUUCAUGCACAUAUCAAAAGACGAUCUUCUAACGGAAACCGUCAGUCACUGCUUUUACUUCUGUGGAAUAAUGAGGGUUUAAUGUUGAAGAUCCAAGGUAAACCGUCAUUUGGACGGAUAGCGUUCUCUCUUUCUCUCUCUUUCUCUCUCUAUAUAUAUAUAUAUUCCCUCUCUCUUGCAGAGCUUGUGUAUAUGACACUGGCGCAGAAUAAUGAACUCUCUCUCACCCGUAGGGACCUGAGGACCAAAUCUUUUUAUUCGAUGUCGGUAUCGUAAAGAUGUACAAUAUUACCACACUGAUUGAUUAUCUUGCAUUGCAUACAUGCUAUUCAUAUAAUAUGCCAAUUAAGAGUUAGACACAAUUACUUCAGGGUGUAUAAUGUAGGUUUACGGGGUACGUUUUAUUGAAAAACUUAGUUUCCAGGUUACUGGAGCCAAAUGGAUAUUGAUAGAUUACGUUUAGUGGGGUAUUUUAGACUAUUGUUAUAAACUACAAAGUGUUGAUACCGAAUUGUUAUGGGCACAUUCUGAAUUGCUGUUCAUCGUCAAGUCUCAUUUCAGAAAGUUGGAUAUUUUACAAAAAACAAGGGACAUUGCGGUAUCAUUUCAUUCAUGCACCAUUUAGAAAAAAAUACAAAAGCGAACACCUAGUUUGUCAUUUUUGCCAAACAACAGCUAUUGAGCUACGCCAUUUCUCAAGGAAAUGUCACUCCGGUGCACCACCAAAACGUCUUUGAGUGGCCGUUUUAAAGCUGUAAUCUUUAUAUUUACAGCGUGACAACUUUUUAUCUUAGCUUAUCAAGUAGUUUACUAUGUUACUUUUAUAUUUUUCUUGUAUUGUGCCACAUAUUUUAGCUUGCUUACUUCUUCUAAGUUAUAUUUUUGGGCUUUGUGCCUUUAAUUAGACAGAAUAGUUGGUGUUGGGUGGAAAUAGGCGAGGCGGGAAUCAAACUUGGGAGCACGCUGGUGCUAAACUAGCUUGCCUACUUCUAAUGCUAUACAUUUUGUGUAGUGUCCAAACAUAUUGUUGUUCAAAAAAUUUUAUUGCUAAAUAUGUACCUCGGCUGUCAUUGGAGUACCCUUCAAAAAGGUCCUAAAAUGUACCAUUAGGUAUAGAUACUGUAUGUAUACACUUGGUACCAAUAUGUACCUCUGAAGUACUAAUAUGUGACCCAUGCUGGCAAAAUGAGACGAAAUUAGAAAAUUUUCAAAAAUGAGUUAUUAAUAUUUUGAUAUUAUCUAUAAAAAAUAUCAAAACGAUGUAUGAUUUGUUAUAAUCUGACAAAAAUGACAGAACUACACAUGUUUGAAGUUGACAGAGUUAAAUUAAGAUUUGGGUUCAAAAGCAAAAUCCCCAAAUCCAUACCUUAAAAUCACAGGUAAAACUAAUAGAUUUAACACACACAAAGUCAAAAAC